CGAUCUCCUUGCUAAUGUCGACGCAUCAGUAACUGAGCGAACGCUGGCUACGAAACCUUUUUCUCAAAAUGAGAAUACCGCUAAAACAAGCAACUAUUGUAUAUUGUGACAAUGUGAGUGCUGUCUCCCUCUACCAAUCCUGUUCAGCACCAACGAACCAAGCACUUAGCAAUAGACAUCCACUUUGUGCGUGAGAAAGUUCGUAUGGGAGAGGUGCGAGUCUUUCACAUUCCGUUGACACUACAGCACAGACAUCUUCACCAAAGGUCUUCCUUCUUCCUUGUUCACAAGCUUCAGGUCCAGUCUUGGUGUCGGAGAACCAACGCUCCAACUGCGGGAGGGUAUUAGAUGAGAUAACUUUCUGCGUAUAGUUAAGAUAUUCUCCUCUUGUAUUCACGUUAGAUACGAGAGUAUAUCCUGUGAUCUCUCAAAAACUUUGUACUAUAUAUUGUGAAGAGUAUACAACGUACAUUUCAAGUGAAACAUAUUCACUUUCAAUCUAGACUUAGGGUUUAGAGUUGAAAGGUGAGGCUAGGAUUUUUGGAAUGUGAAAUUUAGUAUUCUAAUAAAUAUAUAAAUAAAUACUUAAAAAAUAAAAAAAAUAGUUUCAAACAUAAUUUUUGAUUUUCAAAAAAUAAAUUUUGAAAAAAAUAAAAAAACAAAAUUUAUAAAAAGUUGAAAUCAGAAAAUUAUAAAUCAAAAACAUAAAAAAUGUUCUUUUAUUUUUUAUUUAAAUAAUUAUUUAUUAUAUAUAGAGAGAACAAAGGUAUAAAAGUUUUUUGCCACUUAACGAAGAAGAUAUUUUUGAAAAUUUUCUUUUAGUGGUGAUAAAGAUGAAUAAUGAUACCAUGAAAGUGAUAAACAUGAAAAUUCCUAUUUUAUAUGGUAUAUAAGUAAAUUUAAAUGAUAUUAAUUUAGAAAUAUAGUAUACUUUUAAAUAUGACUAAUUAUUAAAUGAGGUUUCAUACUCAUAUUGUAUUGAGUCAUGUGGUUUUAUGAUAUUUGUAGGGAAAAUUACCAAAAAUGAGAUUUUAAAUGAAUCCUACCAAAACAAAAAAAAAACACAUUUUCUUGCCAAAACCACAAAACGCAUUUUCCCACCAAAACCACAAAAAUGCAUUUCGCGCCAAAAUCGCAAAACCAUAUUUUUCCGCCAAAAUUACAAAAACACAUUUUCCCGCUAAAAUCAUAAAAACACAUUGUCCUGCCAAAACCGUGAAACAUAUUUUUCGCCAAAACCGUAAAACACAUUUUCCCCUCAUCACAAAAACGCAUUUACGUCAAAACCGUAAAAAUAUAUUUUCCAGGAAUUUCAUUUUCCGGCAAAAAAAUGGCAAACACAUUUUCCACCUAAACUGUAAAACGUAUUUUUCCGCCAAACCAUAAAAUUCAUUUUCCCGCCAAACCGUAAAAAUACAUUUUUCUCGCCAAAAUUUAAAAUCAUAAAACAUAUUUUUCUGCCAAAACCAUGAAAACAUAUUUUUCCGCCAAAACCGUGAAAACAUUUUUCCGCCAAAUCAACCAAAAUGCGUUUUCUCUCAAAAUCGCAAAAUCAUUUUCUUACCAAAACCGUAAUAACAUACUUUCUUGCCGAAAAAAAUAUAUAAGUAAUUUGUUUAUUAAAAUCAUCUACAUUAAAUUGAAAUGAGAAAAAUAGAAAUGAGCAAACGAACAUAAAUUCUAUUAAAUGAUACAUCUAGAUGAACCGAGAAAUGAACAGUCUCGAACAAUAUGCAGAUGGAUCAUUUGGAAAGAUCAUUUAGAUGGAGAUGAGAGAUGUACAAACAAACAGGCAUCUGCUAAGUAUUGCUGGAGUUCAAAUCUUCUUCUUUUUUUGGGGAGUUCAAAUCUAAUAUUAAGAAAUUUCCCUAAGAUGACAAAAAUUCUUCGACCUAUAUUUUUACACACUGAAGGAAGACUGAAGAAGGAAAUGCAAAGAAGAGGUUGAAACAAACGGUGCUUCCAAUCGCAAAGCCAUGGGAGCAUAUCGACCAUGUUAUUAUGAACCUUGCAGCUUCUGCCUUGCAGUUUCUCGGUAUUCUACCAAUGCUUCUAACCUUUUUUUUUUCUUUUCCAAUUUUGUGACUAUAGUCUUGUGUUCUUUCAAGGCAUUCACGUAAGUAUGCAGUCCAUCCAUUGUUACAUUACAUGUUGAUUAUGUUUUAGUGUGAGAAGAGAGUUUAUCAAUUCCAAUGUGACAUCAGCAAAUUAAUUAGGAGUAGGAUCAUUAAAAACAGGAGAUGCAUCAUGCAUUAAGGCUUUGUUUGACUAGCAGAGAUCUGGUAGCAUUUUUCUGCAUGCCUCGGUAUCUAAACUACAACUUUUUGUGAUAUGGUUUAAGGAAGCUGAAAGUGCUUUGAAGUUUUUCUGCAUGCCUCGGUAUCCUCUUGCUGGUCUCUUUACAAGAUGGAUUUAGCUGGAAACAUCAUUGCAGGUGGUGUUCCUGAGGAACUAGCAAAGCUUCCACAUCUGAAAGUCUUGGAUUUAUCAGACAACAACUUGGCUGGUUCCAUCCCUUCUGACAAAGUGUUUAGAUCAAUGGGGAAAGAGGCAUAUGAAGGGAAUGCAAACUUGUGUGGACUUCCUUUGACUGCUUACAGCUCGAGGAAGCUUGUGUCUGUUCUGGUAGGGCUUGUCUAGUUUCCUUUGUAAUAAUAGUAGCUGGAACCUUGGGGUUGUACUAUGUUCGUCAUAGAAGUUCGGGGAGGUGGAAUAUGGUGUCUUUCUCUGGUCUCCCUCAUUUCACAGCAGAUGAUGUUUUGAGGAGCUUUGGUUCACCUGAAGAGCCUCCUCAAGUAUCAUCCUCUAUGUGUAAAGCGGUUCUGCCAACAGGAAUCACAGUUACAGUGAGGAAAAUAGAGCUUCAAGGCAAGAAGAGAGGUGUUGUGUUGAAGGUUUUAACGCAGAUGGGGAAUGCAAGACAUAUCAAUCUAGUUAGGUUGCUUGGGUUUUGUUACAACAACCAUCUUGUGUAUGUGUUGUAUGAUAAUAAUAAUCUGCAUACCGGGACUCUGGCUGAGAAGAUGAGGACAAAGAAGAGAGAUUGGGUUACUAAGAAGAGGAUCAUCAGUGGAGUUGCAAAGGGGCUUUGCUUCCUUCACCAUGAAUGUUACCCUGCAAUUCCACAUGGCGAUGUGAAGUCUAGUAACGUUUUGUUUAAUGAUGAUAAUAACACGGAGCCUUGCUUGGGUGAGUUUGGGUUCAAGUACAUGCUACAUUUGAACAAAGGCUUGGUCUCUUCAGAUCAGAUGAACGAUGUGAUACGAGCAGAGCAGCAAAAGGACGUUUACAGCUUUGGAGAGCUUGUUUUGGAGAUCUUAUCAAAUGGUAAGCUGAGGGAUGCAGGUAGAUUGGUACAUAACAAGCCUAAGGAUGUUCUUCUACGAGAAGUGUAUGCAGAAAACGAAAAUGGUUUUGAACAACAAGUUAAAAGAGUCGUUGAGGUUGCACUUCUAUGCAUAUCAAGUAACCAGUGUGACCGUCCCUGUAUGGAAGAUGCACUCAGGUUUUUGUCUGAACCACAUAGUAGUAGUAGGUUGAAAUAGGUGUACUGCAGACAGUGUUGAACUACACAUAGUUUUCCCUUCUAUAUAGUAUUGUACUAAAACAUUAGUUGUGCGACUUUUGUUCGAACCAUAUGUUACAUGAUGAUGCCGUUCUUGUAUUAGUGUGUUUCAGCUUUUAAACCAGAGUUUGAAUAGAAAAUAAUAUUGUUCAAACAACUCUGCAACAAAGUAAUUUAAAGUACUGAAGCAACUUAUUAAAGACAGAUCCAAACCUUAACCGACAACAAA
Messenger RNA from Brassica napus (rape), 3794 nucleotides. Its product is annotated as leucine-rich repeat receptor-like protein kinase TDR. Gene Ontology annotation, biological process: protein phosphorylation. Lineage: Eukaryota; Viridiplantae; Streptophyta; Magnoliopsida; Brassicales; Brassicaceae. The transcript has 2 exons. Gene Ontology annotation, molecular function: ATP binding; protein kinase activity. The record is from RefSeq and is a predicted model, not a curated record. The coding region runs from base 2715 to 3545 and encodes 276 amino acids.